AUGAACAAAAACCAUCGUGGGAUAUGCAAGUUUGAUAGCCCCAAAGACCCGGAUUUCAUCUUGCUUCGAAAUUCGCUCUGUCAGACGAUAGAGAAGAUCAUGCGCAACGUGUCCUCAAAACAGCACAUGCACGACUCGCAGAUGCUACGCGGCCUGCAGGAUUACCUCGGUGUUCGUGAUAAACCGGAAGACGAUCUUUGCGAGUUGGAAGACAUUGCGCUCCCAGGCUCGGGCCUCUGGUUCUUGGAACUGGAGUUGUUCCACAACUGGCGCGAUGGCCCACUGUACGAUAUGAAUGUAGCAUCGAGCCCAACCACUCCUCGGUCGCUACAGCUGUUGUGGGUCAACGCUAUGCCUGGCGCAGGAAAAUCUACGUUGGCAAGCCAGGUUGUGGGUCAUCUCGAAGCUGUCAAUAUGGACUGCUGCUAUUACUUCUUCUCGCUAGAAGAACGAUCAAAAUCGACAGUUAGUGGAAUGCUGCGAUCCAUUGCAUAUCAAAUGGCGCUGCUACAUCCUUGCGUCCGAGAAAAGCUUCUGCAACUGAAGGAGACUGGCGUUCAGUUCGACAGCACAAAGGAGAAGCUCAUAUGGCGGAAACUUUUCGUUGGUGGCAUCUUCAUUUGCCCAGUUAGUCGACCGCAGUACUGGAUUAUCGACGCUUUAGACGAAUGUCGAGACUUUGAGAACUUCCUCAGCAUGGUCAGCAAGCUGGAAGCGGUAUUCCAAAUAAAGAUACUCAUCACAAGCCGCCCAACGCCACAGAUUCGGACCAAAAUGGUCAUCCUGGGUGCGAGGGUAACUGAACACAGCUUCGGUGCUGAUGAUAUUCGGCACAACAUUGAAAGAUUCGUGAAGAGCGGCCCGCAAUCGCACAUUCUCCAACGAGGACCAGCAAAACUUCGCAGUCAACUUAUUGAGAAGAUACUGCAAAAGUCGGAAGGUUGUUUCCUGUGGGUCCAGUUGGUGAUGGAGGAGCUAGAACAUGCUUACAGCAUCGAAGACAUUGAGCGCAUCUUGGACGAAAUGCCGCCGGGUAUGGACAAGCUUUACAAAAGGACGCUGACUGAAAUUCUGGAGACGGACGAGGAGGGGAAGAAGUUAACGAAGGCUAUCCUCAGUAUUGUCGUCUGCUCCAUGCACCCGUUGACCGUUGCGGAACUCGCCAAUGCGCUCAAGAUCCACCUUCGGGUUACGUUGCUUGAACACGCGAUCAAGUCAGCAUGUGGAAAUCUGAUAUACGUCGAUAAGGCCAGCCGGGUGUGCUUAGUACAUCAGACAGCUCGAGACUAUCUGUUGAACCAUGGGCUGUUCGAGACUUUCGGUACAAACUCGACUAUUGCGCAUCACUCUCUAGCAAACUUAUGUCUAGAGUACCUCAAGAGCUCUCAAAUGAGGUCCGUAAGGAUGCUGGCGUCUCCUGGGCCAUCCACGGUACGUAUUAAUCGCAGGCUCGAGACUUCGCCUUUCGCCCAGUACGCAUGUCUUCAUUUCAGCGACCACGUUCGACGAGGAACUUCCGAGGACGAUGUUUUACUGGACAGUAUCCACAAGUUCCUUACUACCAAUGGUCUUAGCUGGAUUGAACAUGUCGCUGCUACUGGCAAUCUACGGAUUCUUAUACAGGCCUCUCAGAAUCUACGUGGCUUUCUUCAAGCACGGGCAAAGCACAAGCCGCUGAUUGACCAGAAGUCGACAUGUGUGCAGCAAUGGUCUGUAGACCUGGUUCGCAUAGUGGCCAAAUUCGGCAAAAAUCUACUCAGGCUACCACAAUCGAUCUAUGGACUCAUUCCUCCCCUUGUACCGCGCGAGAGCGCUCUUCUCUCUCAAUACGACAGUCGCAGGGGCAUUGACAUUGCCGGUAUCUCGAACAAGUUGUGGGAUGAUCGUCUUUGUGGAAUGUCUUUCCAUGGCAAGCUUGCCACUGCGGUCGCGAGUGGAGAGUCUACAUUCGCGGUUGGCUUGCGAAGUGGGAUGGUCUACGUGUAUGACCAUGCUACAUUUCAAGAAAUUAAUUGCUUCCAACACCAGGAAAUGGUCAAAAUUCUGCAGUAUAGCUCAUCAGGAGAUCUAUUGGUUUCCGCGGGCUUGAGAUACGUGAAGCUCUGGAACGUCUUUGACGGUGUCAAGGUGUGGGAAGAGAAAGUGACUGCGGAGCCACUAGCACUUUCCUUCGCCCAAGAGGACCGCCAAAUCAUUGGCAUCACGAGAAACAACGUUCUGGUAGUGCGAGAUUCAAUGGACGGUAAAUUGCUGAAGAUGACUGUGCGGCCGUACUCAAAUGCUGGGCGAGGUCUUCAACUUUUCCCUGGCGGCGACAUAACAUGCGCCAGCCUUGACGUCGCUUCGAACAUGCUGGCUACAGUACAUCGCGGCCACCCCAUCAUUCUGUCAGAACUUGAUACCAACGAAGAGAUAGCUCAAUGUGAGCCGGAUUCGGAUUUCGACACCGCAAACUUUGACUUCCUAGAGCCAGCUGCAGCCAUCGAGUUUUGUCCCAACUCAGAUAUCAAUCUCUUAGCUGUCGUCUAUCGAGACGGAGGUCUUGCGACAUACGACCCCAGCGCACAAGGUGCCUUGAUCGAUACAGUCCAUGAUUUUGAUGUCGAAAAACUUGCAUGUAGCCCCGAUGGCCGUACCCUCGCGGUUGGUGACAGCACCGGCGCGAUACUACUCUACGAGACAGAAACGUUGAGGCUUCUCUAUAAAAUCACCCAUAAGUCAAACCAUGCUAUUCGAAACAUCACGUUUAGUGCUGACAGCGAGCGCCUCAUCGACAUCCGCGAGUCGCAAUGCAAUGUUUGGGAGCCGCCAGUGUUGAUGCGCACGGAACCGCAAGAGACGGAAAGUAUGUCGGAUAUGCUGCCAACGCUUGACGAAAAUCUUACGAUAGAUGAAGAAGUGGCGGAGAUAUCCGCUAUAGCCUCAACGGCUUGCGGCAAGUUCGUGCUGUGCGGUACAGAUAACGGCGCCGUGGCAUUGCACCUGACAGAAACAGGAGAGCAAAUCCAACUUUUGUACGAACAUACGACACGUAGUUGGGUGUCUCAGAUCGCUGUCAGCCCCAAGGCUGUUGCAAGUAUAGGUGGGACGAAUGAGCUCACCGUCAAAACAUAUCGGGCUAUAGAUCGCUGGGUGUGCGACGAUGUUCUGCAUACACAUUAUCAAGAGCCCAUCCGCCAACUGCUUUUCAACGCCCAAGGCUCCAAGCUGCUAGUUGUUUUGAACGACUCAGUUGAACAUUUCGACCUCGAAGCUGAGGGAGUCAACAGCAGAUCUGAGCCUACGUCCGAUGAGAUCUGGGCCAAUGACCCGACUCGACCAGACACGCUUUUCGCGAUCCAGUACAACUUGAUCAGGCAAUUUUCGUGGGACAGCUUCAGUUUGAUAUCAACCCUGGGAAACGCAGAGAUCGUUGCAGACGGUGAGCCAAGGUUAGUCGUGCAGCACGCGGCACCAACCGCUGGACGAAAACACAUGGGCAUCGCAUUAUCCAAGGGUGACAAGCGACCAUUUGCGAUACUCACUGCACUGUUGGACUGCUCGAGCUUCCAGAAAACGGGCGCAACGCCACACGUAUUGCACCCAGUGACAGCAGGCGACGAUACAAAGGUUGAGCACAUUAUCGGCAUCCAAGGAAACAAACUUUACUUCCUUGACAAAGACUUGUGGCUGUGCUCUCUCGCACUCGGUGUACAAGGUGCUACAUGUUCACACCACAUGUUCAUUCCCGAUGAGUGGCUCAAGGCUAACAACCGGCCUCUACUACUUCUCACGACAAAAGGCGAACUUGUGAUUGCGAAAAGGGAUGAAAUUGCUAUCAUCAAGCGGCCGUUGACUUACACUAUUGCAUUCUGA
This is a messenger RNA of Alternaria atra, 3855 nucleotides long. RefSeq lists its product as uncharacterized. NCBI's taxonomy places the organism in Eukaryota, Fungi, Ascomycota, Dothideomycetes, Pleosporales, Pleosporaceae. Gene Ontology annotation, molecular function: protein binding. The coding region runs from base 1 to 3855 and encodes 1284 amino acids. The record is from RefSeq and is a predicted model, not a curated record. The transcript is spliced from 2 exons.